UCUGGUUAUAACGUAUUGACAUCAUAUAAAAUAGUUCCGUUAAACGCAAGUGAAGUUUAAAAAAUUUGUUUUAGAAAAAAAAAAACGAACUAUGUUUCGCGCAAGUGAAAAAAAUUCAACAGCCGAAUGUGAUUGUGACUAUAUACUGUCAGGGGAAGGACUGGAGCCUCAUUAUCAGAAUUGUAGCACGGUGUGGCGUAAACUUUAUGGAUCAACUUCUCCUAAAAAUCCUGACGGCACGUUUCGGUUGAGGAAUGAACAUCUUUCUAAGCUGAAUCAAGAUGUUUUGUAUCAUUUGGGCUUAGAUAAUGAGAAUUAUGAUUUGCCGAAAAUGUUCGGAGACGUUAAGUUCGUAUGUAUGGGUGGCACAAAAUACAGGAUGAAGGAAUUCGCUAAGUACGUAGCUAAAGCUUUGGAUAUACCUUGUGAAGAUUUUGUAAAUAUGACUAAGCAUUCGCAUAGAUACGCCAUGUAUAAAGUAGGGCCAGUGCUUUCCGUUAAUCAUGGAAUUGGAAUUCCAUCAAUGACGAUUCUACUUCAGGAAGUAAUAAAACUAUUGAGUUAUGCGAAAGCUAAAGACCCUAUUAUUUUCAGAAUAGGGACGAGUGGUGGUUUAAAUAUAUCACCUGGAUCCGUUGUAAUUUCGUCGUGGGGUCUAAACGGGACAUUGGAGAAAUCGUAUGAUAUCCCAGUAUUGGGUAAAAUAAGAAAAAUUCCAUCGCACUUUGACAAACGAUUGAGUGAAGAGUUGCUUUCAAUUGCAUCCGAAGAAAAAGAUUUUUCCACUUAUAUCGGUGGAACGAUGGCCGCCGAUGAUUUUUACCGAGGUCAAGCUCGUUUGGAUGGUCCAUUCUGUGAUUACACUGAAGAAGACAAAAUGGCAUUUAUCAAAACUUUAGUUGAAUUGGGAGUUAAGAACAUAGAAAUGGAGGCAACUGCCUUUGCUGCCAUGACGAGAGAAGCUGGCUUGAGAUCAGCGGAUGUCUGCGUUACUUUGGUCAAUAGAUUGGAAGAAGAUCAGGUUACUCCAUCUAAGUCCAAGUUACUAGAGUGGCAAGAGAGACCCAUGUUAGUUAUUGCGAAAUACAUCUCACUAUACGUCAAAAAAUAUAAUAAACCGGCCAAGAACGAUUAGGAGUCACGGCAAUCGGACUUACUCUUGAGUGACGACUUUUUAAUGUUACUAUUUUUUAUUUAUAACGGUAACGACCAAUUUUAACGUUUUAUAACACAUUUUAAGCGUAUCUGCAUAAUUUUUUUUAUAACGGUCCUAAGGACACAAUCCUGUGUGACACAUGCAGAUAGACGUCAUAAGCUUACGUUAUGUCUAUGAUUUGAAAUUUGAUUAACUGUUAUUAUAUUUAUGAGUAUUUAAAGGUAGCAAAGAAAUUGGAGACAAUAUGUCUGGAAUAUUUUAAAUGUUGUUUUCAGCUCUUGUGUUA
Molecule: messenger RNA, 1442 nt
Organism: Vanessa atalanta (red admiral)
Lineage: Eukaryota; Metazoa; Arthropoda; Insecta; Lepidoptera; Nymphalidae
Product: uridine phosphorylase 1-like
Exons: 8
Coding region: 92-1135 (347 amino acids)
Biological process (GO): nucleotide catabolic process; uridine catabolic process
Cellular component (GO): cytoplasm; cytosol
Molecular function (GO): uridine phosphorylase activity
Source: RefSeq, a predicted model, not a curated record